This is a messenger RNA of Vigna unguiculata (cowpea), 990 nucleotides long. Lineage: Eukaryota; Viridiplantae; Streptophyta; Magnoliopsida; Fabales; Fabaceae. The record is from RefSeq and is a predicted model, not a curated record.
AUGUCUAUAGGAAAAUAUGCAGCAAAGUUUGACGAGUUAUCAAAAUUUUGUCCUUACUUUCAUGAUAGAGUUGAUGAACGUUUCCGUUGUUCCAAGUUUGAAAGUGGACUGAAACCUGAUAUUAAACAAGCAGUUGGUUCUUUAGAGAUUUCUUCCUUUCCUACUCUUGUAAACCGUUGUAGGAUUUAUGAGGAUGAUACUAAGGCAAGGCAAACUCAAUGGAGGCAAGGAGGGCCUUUGAGGCACAAAAUAAAUGAUUUUAAUAAUAAGAAACCCUGCCAACGUCCAUCUAAUGCUUCAUGGAACUUUUCAGGACAAAAACAUUCCUCUCCUACCAAGAAUUCAGGCAUAACCAACCCUAUUAAAUGUUUCCACUGUGGAGGACCUCAUCUGUCAAGAAAUUGCACCACAAGAACUAUAACUUGCUUCAAUUGUGGGAAGUUGGGUCUUUAUUGUAAUGAAUGCAAAGAGUUAAUUAAGGAGCAAGGAAGUGGGGGAAGCAACAACGGAGGAAAGAAUCAACUUGGAAGACUAAAGACAACCGGAAGAGUCUUUACGAUGAAUGAUACUGAAGUUGUUCAAUCUGAAGAUCUAAUCCAAGGUAAAGGCAUCAUAAAUGGGCAUCUCGUUAAUGUACUAUAUGAUUCAGGUGAAGUUUUUUACUCCAAAGAAUUAAAAGAGAGUACUACCAAUCACGAUGAAAUCUCAAAAGGAUCUCAAGUAUACAUGAUCUUAACUUCUUUAAAAGUCAAGGAAAUUUCAGACAUUAAUAAGUUUUCUGUUGUUUGUGAGCAUCUUGAUGUUUUCCCUGAGGAUGUUCCUGGGUUACCUCCACAAAGAGAAAUAGAAUUCACUAUAGACUUAGUAUCAGGAUCAAGACCUGUGUCUAUAGCCCCUUACAGGAUGUCACCUCUAGAGUUUGCAGAGUUGAAAAAACAAAUAGAAGAAUUGUUGGAUAAACAAUUCAUCAGACCUAGUGUUUCUCCCUAG